AAGGCUGCUACCUGGAUCGAGCGUGUCUGAAACUGAAAAAUGGCCACAAUUUCAAGUACUCUCCAGCUAACUUUCUUCCUAUCAAUACCCACUAAUUCUUCUUCAUCUUCCUCAACUGGGUCUACUGCAUAUUUCUCGAAGCUCAAUUCUAAGUUUCUGGGUAGCCCAAGAACGAAAACUCUAGGAUGGUUCAGACCCACAACAAGACUUGGCCCAAGCUCUGGUUCAAGAACCACGUGCUGGUUCAGGUUUGGCAAAAAUGGAGUUGAUGCUGAAGGUGCCGGAAUUUACGGUAGCCAGACCCGUGAUGAUUAUGACCGUGACGAUGUUGAACAGUAUUUCAAUUAUAUGGGCAUGCUAGCUGUGGAGGGUACAUAUGAUAAGAUGGAGGCCCUUUUGAAUCAAAACAUCCACCCAGUCGACAUCUUGCUGAUGAUGGCAGCCUCGGAGAGCGACAAGCCGAAGAUUGAAGAAUUGCUAAGAGCUGGAGCUGAUUACACUGUCAAAGAUUCAGAAGGCUGUAGUGCCCUUGAAAAGGCAGCAAGUGAUGAAAUCAAGGACUUCAUUCUUGGAUUUGCAACUAUGAUUGUAGAGUUCAAGACAUAGUUCACUCUACAGUUAGUAAGCUCGAUAGAAUAUGCAAAACCAAGGUUCAAGUCAAUAGACACCUAAGCUUGUAUGAUUUCUACCGUACUACAAAGUAAUAUUUUCAUUUAUCUUAUUUCUUUCAUAUGGGGGAU
This is a messenger RNA of Olea europaea var. sylvestris, 740 nucleotides long. RefSeq names its product protein LHCP TRANSLOCATION DEFECT. The coding region runs from base 40 to 606 and encodes 188 amino acids. The record is from RefSeq and is a predicted model, not a curated record. Lineage: Eukaryota; Viridiplantae; Streptophyta; Magnoliopsida; Lamiales; Oleaceae. Gene Ontology annotation, biological process: intracellular protein transport; granum assembly. The transcript is spliced from 2 exons. Gene Ontology annotation, cellular component: chloroplast envelope; chloroplast stroma.